Messenger RNA from Paramecium pentaurelia, 3503 nucleotides. The record is from the annotation of a GenBank genome assembly. Lineage: Eukaryota; Ciliophora; Oligohymenophorea; Peniculida; Parameciidae.
AUGUAUUAUUUUAAAGGCAAGACUCAUUCUCCUCUCCCAAAAUUAACUGAUCGUUCAUAAUCACGCCUUGAUAAGUUGAAGACCUUCUUUUUGCCUGAGAGAAGUGUAUCAACUAGAACAUAUUCAAGAAAGGCUGAGAACCGCACUGAGUAAAAUUAGAUGCUUACUGAGUAUUAAGGUGAUUUAGUUGAAAUAAUAAUUCCUAAAAAAGCAACAAAGCGUAGUUGCAAUCUAAAGAAGGUGAUGCCAUAAGUUUACUAAAAACCAAAGAUUAUUAUAAAAGAAGAAGAAUCUAUUAAUUUAGAAAGUGAUUCAGCACCUAAAUCCCCUGAUUCCUAACAAGAAGUUCAUCUUGAUAUUUCAGCUAUUAAACAAGCUAUGUUGUCAAUCAAUAAUAAAUUGAAUGCGGAUGAAUCAUUCUUUAGUUUCAUUAAAAAGAAAGAAAAACUUAGAGAUAUUGCAGAGAAUUUUGGAGAUCUAGAAUAGAAUUUCUCAAAUCCAGGUCAUUUUUAUUGUAAAAAUGAUAGUUUAUUUCCAAAAAGAAUAGAUGAUGCUAGUCAUUUAAAAGAAGAUAAAUUGAUAAAUUUGUCAAAUUUGGGUGUUGGAGAGAAAUACUACCCUCUCAUUAAGAUACUAUUAUAAAAGCAAUAAAAUAUAAAAUAACUCAUAUUCUAAGGAAAUAAGAUAAAUGAUAAAUUGUUUUUGAGUUUAGUCUAACAUUUCCCACCAAUUAUGAAAGACUUGAAUCUAAAAGACAAUUAGCUUGGUUCUAAAGGAGCUCAUAUUUUAGCAGAAUAUCUGAGUCGAUUUCAAAAGUAAUGGAAUUUGUUAUUAAAAGUCUCAAGAUUCUUAAUAUUGCGAACAAUUUCAUAGGUGAUAACGGGGCUAAUAUCUUUUUUAAGAAUCUACAUAAGAAUGUCCUUCUAAGUAAAUUAAUCAUUUCAGAAAAUAAUCUAUCUGAUGGUGUUGGAUAAGCUUUAUAUGAUUUAUUAAUUAAAUCAUCUGGAUUAGAAGUAUUAUCAAUAAAUUGGAAUUAAUUGGGCUCUACUACAGGGAUAUUUAUAGCUAAGGCUUUAUUAGUUAAUCGAGUAUUGAAAGUAUUAGAUUUAAGUUACAAUCGAAUAGGAUCAAAUGAAAAAUCAAAUUGUAUAUAAUUUUGGUGUUAAGCAUUAUUAAAUACCUAAUUAAGUUUAGUUCAUUUAGAUAUAUCUUACAAUUAAAUAUCAGAGAAAUAAAUACGUUAACUUAACGACGCAUUAUUAAAAAACAAUUCUCUUUAUGGAAUCCAUUUAGAAGGUAAUAAAUUUGAAGGUUAUAUUGAUCCAUAUGGAUUCAUAUAAUUUUAAUAAAUAAAUGAAGAGUUCAGUUAGAUAAAAUAUUAAAUUGAUGGUGUUAAUUACUUACCUGAAUUGACUAGAAUAACAACUUAAAAUUGUUGCUGGAUUUGUUAAGGAUGGGUAGAACAUCGUUUCUAAUACACACCAGAUAUUGAAUAACCAGACACUCCAAUAUUUCUUCAUUUAGACUUUUUGAAGUAUAUUAAAUAUAAAUAAUUAGUUAUAAACCAAUACCUAUGACAUCAAGUUCCGAACUUAAAGCAUAAUUAAUUGAGUAAUAGAAGGAACAAUUAUUAAAAAAGGAUACGUAAUAAAAAUAAACAAAUCAAACUAAUUUAAAUGUUCCUAAAGUUUAAGAGAGAAAAAGUAGUAUUUUAUCAAAAGAAAUACUUGAUGAAUUGUAGAAAUUUUGUUAUUCAACAUAUUAAAUGUGUCCUCCUAAAUAGAGAAUUUUAUAUUUCUUUUCAAAUCCAUUAAUUGAAUCUUAUUUUAUAGAACCCACUUAAGAUAAUAUACCAUCUCCUUAAGAUAAUCUAACAUUAUAAGGUAAAGAUCCUAAACAUCAAUUUCAUUAUUUUUCUGAUGGAACUGUUUUGAAAUUCAAAAAAAUAGGUUUUGUGAAUUAUCUUUACACAAAAUAAGAAUUUAUAAUAGAUGAUAAAAAUAAUUAUAAACCACUUAUUAGAUUAUUUCCACGUUCUUCAGAAAAGAAAUAUGUUUUAAGAAGAAUGGGUAAUAAUUUAAAGAGAAAAUAGUUAAAUUAUCAUUAAUGGAAUAUAGAAGAAUCUUUAUUCAAAUAAUAAUUUUAAUCAGAUAAUGAAGAAAUUUUGAAUGAAUGUUUUUAAUUUGAUUGGAGUUGUAGUAAAAUAAAUAGAUUUGUAAAAAAUGAUUACGAAUAAAUGAAGUUGAAAGAAUAUUUAAGAGAAAAUUAUCAAUUAAUUAAAGAUAUUUAUAAAUAUUAUUCUAGUAAUGGAUAUUUUAUAUCAGAAUGCUUUUCAAUUUCAUUCUAAUCAUAUAUAAAAAUGAUAUAAUAAAUUGGUAUAAUAGAUAAUGAAUCAGUAAAAUUAUAAGAUGUAGAAAUUGAUUUAGCUUCUAUUAAGAAUAAUAUUGAUCCAAAAUUUAUAUAUAAUCCUGAGAAGGCUCUUAUUAGAUUUUAAUUUAUAGAAAUGUUUUUUCGAUUAGCAAAUGAUAAAUAUGUAAGAACCAAUAUUGUUAAAAAUCAUGCUGAUGCUGUUUAUAGAUUAAUUAAAGAAUUUAAAGAGCAUUUCAAAAACUUUGAUACUUGUUAAAAAUGGAGAGAUGAAAGAUAUUGGAAUAAAGAAUGUGAAUGUUUAAUCCAAUUUAAAAUUCCUUUCCUAAAAAAACUUUAUGAUUAUGUUACUGACUUAAAUAAUCGAAAAUGGUAUUUUAAAAUGAAAUGGGUUGCAAUUAAAGAAUUCAAAGAUUUUUGUAAAUAAAUGGGAUUAAUGGAUUAUAUUAAUGAAAAAUUAAUAGUUAUUAUUUUUAACUUUUCAAUGAUGUCUUAAGCAGAUGAAUUAACUUAAGAUCGUCAUAUUAGAAUGAGUUAAAUAGAAUUUUAUGAAGCAUUAGCUAGAUUAGCAGAAUAUAUAAGUCCAGGUCCUAUAGGGGAAGUAACAGAUGCUGCUUCAUCCUCAAGAUAUAGUUUACCAUUGCAUGUUAAACUAGAGACUUUGUUAACACAUAUAUAUUUUAAUGUUGUCAAAAGGUAAAGAAAUUAUUUUUCUUUAGAUCUCCUUAAUUCACUGUAUUCUAUGAUCUUUUUACAAAUAUUUAAAAGUAGGAUUGGCUACCUAAAUUCAAAGUUGGCAAGAAAAUUGAAUAAGAUGAAGAACCUUAAUAUUUAAAUUAUUAAGACACUUUAACUGUUUAUAAUGCAGCAUUAUAUUGUGGUAUGUAUAUUCUAUAUAUAAAAUUAUAGCUAUGCAUAAGUAACCAUAUUUAAAUCCUAAUUACUAAAGCUUUUUGAGAAAAGGUUUUUUGAUUGUUGAAUAAUCACCAAGAAGAAGUACACUAUUAAGUCCUAAAAGUCCUGUCCAAAUUUUAAGAUUAACAAAAAAGUCAGGGUUUGCUAUGGAUGAACCCAAAAUUUCACCUCCUCUUUCUCCAAGAGCUCGUUCACCCAGUUUACGUAAGCAGGGCAAAUGA